This is a messenger RNA of Protopolystoma xenopodis, 252 nucleotides long. The record is from the annotation of a GenBank genome assembly. Lineage: Eukaryota; Metazoa; Platyhelminthes; Monogenea; Polystomatidea; Polystomatidae.
AUGCGAGCAUCUCGGCCGGUCAAGCAACCUGUGCUUAGACGAACAGGACCGAAAGCACAGUCUGUCUUGACCAUUCCAUCGGAGUUUAUUCAGUCUUCAGGCACAACAAAGCAGUGUUUCGCACAAAUGUAUGCAAGACAGAGGUUGGAAAGCCGGCUGGCCGAGCUAAGUCUAGGUAUUAGAGAUGACAUGAUGGAGGCCAAUCUCCAUACCUAUCUUGAGAUCUCUGCCCCUCUCUAUUCGGACGCCUAA